Molecule: messenger RNA, 2481 nt
Organism: Otolemur garnettii (small-eared galago)
Lineage: Eukaryota; Metazoa; Chordata; Mammalia; Primates; Galagidae
Gene: B4GALT7
Product: beta-1,4-galactosyltransferase 7
Exons: 6
Coding region: 87-1070 (327 amino acids)
Biological process (GO): proteoglycan biosynthetic process; carbohydrate metabolic process
Molecular function (GO): xylosylprotein 4-beta-galactosyltransferase activity
Source: RefSeq, a predicted model, not a curated record
GGGGGGCGGAGGCGCCGCGUAGGCCCGGGAGGCCGGGCUGGCGGGGCUGGGAGCUCAAGCCCCAUGCGCCGCUGCCUCCCCCUACGAUGUUCCCCUCGCGGAGGAAAGCGGCGCAGUUGCCCUGGGAGGACGGCAGGUCCAAGUUGCUCCCCGGCGGCCUACCCAGGAAAUGCUCCGUCUUCCACCUCUUCGUUGCCUGUCUCUUAUUGGGCUUCUUCUCCCUACUCUGGCUGCAGCUCAGCUGCUCUGGUGAUGUGGCCCAGGCAGCCAGGGGACAAGGGCAGGAAACCUCAGGACCACCCCGGGCUUGCCCCCCAGAGCCACCGCCUGAGCACUGGGAAGAAGAUGCGUCAUGGGGCCCCCACCGCCUGGCAGUGCUGGUGCCCUUCCGUGAGCGCUUCGAGGAGCUGCUGGUGUUUGUGCCCCACAUGCACCGCUUCCUGAGCAGGAAGAAGAUCCAGCACCACAUCUAUGUGCUGAACCAGGUGGAUCAUUUCAGGUUCAACCGGGCAGCACUCAUCAACGUGGGCUUCUUGGAGAGCAGCAACAGUACAGACUACAUUGCCAUGCACGACGUGGAUCUGCUCCCUCUCAACGAGGAGCUGGACUACGGCUUCCCUGAGGCUGGGCCUUUUCAUGUGGCCUCCCCUGAGCUCCACCCGCUCUACCACUACAAGACCUAUGUUGGUGGCAUCCUGUUGCUCUCCAAGCAGCACUACCAGCUGUGCAAUGGGAUGUCCAACCGUUUCUGGGGCUGGGGCCGUGAGGAUGAUGAGUUCUACCGGCGCAUUAAAGGAGCUGGGCUUCAGCUUUUCCGCCCCUCGGGAAUCACAACUGGGUACAAGACAUUUCGUCAUCUGCACGACCCAGCCUGGCGGAAGAGGGACCAGAAGCGCAUUGCAGCUCAAAAACAGGAGCAAUUCAAGGUGGACCGGGAGGGCGGCCUGAGCACUGUGAAGUACCGUGUGGAUUCCCGCACCGCUCUGUCUGUGGGCGGGGCCCCCUGCACUGUUCUCAACAUCAUGCUGGACUGUGACAAAGCAGCCACUCCCUGGUGCACAUUUGGCUGAGUUGGCUAGACAGUGAGGAAGCCUGUGCCUCCAGGCCACACUGCUGCUCAGGCUCAGGACAUAGCCUCCAGCCCCAGGCCCUGCUCCUAUGGGAUGUGGAGUGGCCAGAGCAAGAUAGUAAGCUACGCAUUUAUAGCAGCCCAGCUCCAGAGGACACAUGGAUUGCUUGGGAUGCUGCUAGCAAUGAACAGUGAUCUAAUAGGCUGGGGAGUGACUCCUAGGUGGGACUCUCCCCCUGCCUUCCCACUUGCCCUACUCUGUCCUACUGAGAUCUGCAGGCAAUGGGGAAAGUUGGACAGGACAACCUCUAACCAACCUCCUUUUUGUUCCUUCCCACUGGACCGCCUCAGACAGAGAUGCCGUUUAGGAGCCCUGCAGCUGAUGUAGAUGGCAGUUUUGAUUGGGAGCAUUAGAAUUCCAGAAACCAGAGCACAAGUCCCAUGGAAGAAAGAUAGCCAGUCCCAACUCUAGCUGGUUGUCACCGGGCAGGAAUCUGGGUUUUGUGUUGGCAGAUCUUCCGAUUUUGUGAAAGAAAAUAGGUGCUGGAUUCUUAAGUGAAAUCUUCUGAUAUUCAACUCAAUGAAACUUACAAAAAGUAUGGCAGGCCAAACAAAUGUGUUAUGGUCCACUGCUUUAUUACUCUUGGCAGAGAGGAAGGGGCAGGGGCAAAGGAUGAUACCUCUCUUAGUUAUGAGUUGGCAAGGAGUUGCAGAACAGCUAGGGGAAGGUCCAGGCGGGAAGGGAAGACAAAGGCAUUAGAUUUUGUACCCUUCAACUUCCCCAGGCUUCUGGCCAGCUUCCUUGGUGCCCCUCUGGGCCCACUGAUGACCUUCUGCUCCACCCUGGGGUGGGCACUAUAUCCUGCCUCAAUAAGAUAGAGACAGGAAGGAGAGGUGCUAAAGAAAUGGAUCUGCAGGCCUGGACUUAGGGCAGACAGGAUGUGUAGGUGAUGCAUCAGGCUCAGUGCAGGUGUGGGGUGGUGGUCCCUUGUUCUGAGGUGCAGGGAUGAAGAUGGAAAAGUAGGAGGAUCCCUGGAUGUUCCCAAAGCCUGAAGGCAGGUUCCUGGUGAUAACUGGUUGCUGGUAGAGGUAAAGGAGAAGUAGCUAAAGGGAGCAUGGAAUUGGGGAGUACUCCUGGAAGAGUCACUUGGAAGAGAGCCCGGGACCCAUGGAGUGGAGAUGAGGGCCCUGCAAGGCAGACCACUCCUUCAAGGUGUUUGGCUGCCAAUGAUUUGGGGUGGAAGUCAGAGGAGACUCUCUGGGCCAUUUAGGGUUGGUUGGUUUAGCACUGGGUUUAGCCCCUGUAGUGCUGGAGAAGGAAAGGAUUGAGGUCCUAGAGUGUAGGAGGCCAGGAGUGAUAGCUAUGGUCCAAAAGACUCCUCUGAGGGUGAGCUCAGGGCUGCUAUGUGCAG